AUGCCUCAUUCUCAUCAACUAGCUAGUCCCACCCACUCAACAAGCGGGACGGCAGAUACGUCAAAGAGGGACUUAACACCUUCGGCGAAGAAAAGACGGCUCUCCGGGCUGGGUCAGCAGCGUCAACAGCGUCAACCCAGCCAGGUCGUUCUCCGACUAGCAACGAAGUUGUCGUUGCAGGACUUGAAGAUUACCUUCGGCCAAGCCGAUGGUACUCGAUGGAGCGAUCCAGCAUCGAUGAAGAUCUCGACCCAGAACAAUCUGGCUCGCCCAGGCAACUCCUCGGUCGUGAGAUGGUCCACGAAACCGCAACGACGGCUUCGCCGUCGUUGCCCUCGAUCGAUCAGAGGACGAAGAAAGGCAAAGAGUGAUGGAACUCGGACCAUCCGACUCGUCGGGCCGUUCAGUCGAUGCCAUCGGAAACGUCAAAGUUCCAGCUCGUCCAUGCUGCCGGAAGGGCCAAUCCAAGACUUCCUCGACUGCCCUUCCACAAAGCGCCUCCCCCAGCACCUGACAAAGCACGAUGUGGAGUUGCAGAUGGUCCCACACACCCUCUCGGAGACAGACGUUCAGCGGACCCUGGACGCUUUCUGGCAAGGACAGCAGCAACAGCAAGCAGCAUCGACCAUCUCGUCACCGCCCAUUCACUUUCGGGCCAGGGGAAAGAACGACAAGAGGGUGAUAGUAGCCUGCGGGGCAGAGGGGAUCACCUUUGCAAAAGCCCUGUCCAAGACCAAGAUUGUCGAUGUCCCGGGAGGACAGCUCUCGUUCUCAGCACGAGGACCAGCACACACACCGGACGUCAUCACCAUCGAAUUUGUCUUUCAACAAGAUGCGCAGCGAGAGUCAGCAAUUCAUCUACCCGACACGGACCUGGUCCGAGCCCCAAAAACGGUGGCAGCCAACUACGGAGGUACCUUACUGGGGGCGUGGAGACAGGUCCGAGUGGUCGACGGAAGAGAGACCCCGCUCCUCAGCAUAUUCGCCUGCUUGAAGAUCUCGUUGGAACACCAACUUGAUCUUCCAGGAUACCUUAUCCCUCCCAUGCCCAAGCCAGUAGCAAAGCUCGAGUACGCAGGUCGUCGAUCCUUUUGCGGACAUUGCAAGAACUACAGCCUGCACACGAGGAACCUGUGCCCUUCGCUGUCAUGCGAGCAUUGCUCCAGCAAAACACACAUGAGUGCUCAAUGCUUGCAAAGGAGGGUAGUCGAGAAACGGGCCGAGGUCGAGGCCGUGGACGGAGACGUGGAAAUUUCCGGCCUCCCCAAAGUACUUCCAAACUUCUACAUGCAAAUGCAGGCACACUGA
This is a messenger RNA of Acaromyces ingoldii, 1308 nucleotides long. RefSeq lists its product as hypothetical. The record is from RefSeq and is a predicted model, not a curated record. NCBI's taxonomy places the organism in Eukaryota, Fungi, Basidiomycota, Exobasidiomycetes, Exobasidiales, Cryptobasidiaceae. Bases 1 to 1308 code for a protein of 435 amino acids. The transcript is spliced from 3 exons.